AUGGGCCCCAAGCACAAGAAAAUAAGGAAGAAAGUGCCCAUUUCCGUUUUUGAAACUGAAACUACUUCCGAUCCAGCAUUGCAUCGGAAAUCAUAUGCGUCUGGCUCGGUUCUUCCUCGUUCCCGCAUCCGCCAAACGAAUCGACCGGUCGUGUCAAGGAAGAUAACACAGUCCACGAUAACUCGUUUUCAUAUUCUGCUAAAGCAGCAAGCGGCCAUCAGAAAGAAGAUAUCGAUACAGUCGCCAGAAAACGAUAAUGCAACGCUCAAUUCGCUUGAAACAUCGCUUGCCGCCGUUGAGCAAGAGAUGGAAGACUUGGGAGGUUUAAAGGCAUAUCAAAAUGCCAGCACACUCGGACAGUCUAACGAAAGAGGUGGCGACAGCUCGAAGGUCUUGAUAAAAUGGCUGCGCGGACUCGGCCUGAAGCAGGAGGCCAUAUCUCGAUCCAGCAAAUUGCGUAUGCUCGAGAUCGGAGCCUUGACUCCUGGCAAUUACUCAAGCUCUUCAAAUUGGAUAGAUAAUCAUCCAAUUGAUCUUCACUCUCAACAUCCAGACAUAGCAGAGCAAGACUUCUUCGUGAGACCGAUACCUACAGCCGUCACAGAAGCCUUCGACAUUGUCAGCUGCAGCUUGGUACUCAAUUUCGUCAGCUCCGCGCCUGAAAGAGGGAAGAUGCUCUCACUUAUUCAUGAUCAGCUAAAACCGACACCACAAUCGCUUUUGUUCCUCGUCUUACCCUUGCCAUGCCUGGUCAAUUCGCGUUACCUGUCUAUCGAUUCAUUCAAAGACCUUAUGCGUAUAGUUGGCUUUACGCUGGAGCAGGAGCACUGGAAACCGGGAGGAAAGGUUGGAUAUUGGCUGUGGAGGUGGGCAGAAAAGGACGAUAGAGGGUCAGAACGAUGGGGCAGGAAGCUCGUAGAGAAAGACGGACCCAAAAAGAAUAAUUUUGCUGUUGUACUACCUUGA
Kwoniella shivajii is the source of this 966-nucleotide messenger RNA. RefSeq lists its product as uncharacterized. Lineage: Eukaryota; Fungi; Basidiomycota; Tremellomycetes; Tremellales; Cryptococcaceae. Gene Ontology annotation, molecular function: rRNA (adenine) methyltransferase activity. The transcript is spliced from 3 exons. Gene Ontology annotation, cellular component: nucleolus. The record is from RefSeq and is a predicted model, not a curated record. The coding region runs from base 1 to 966 and encodes 321 amino acids.